Messenger RNA from Diabrotica balteata, 717 nucleotides. The record is from the annotation of a GenBank genome assembly. Lineage: Eukaryota; Metazoa; Arthropoda; Insecta; Coleoptera; Chrysomelidae.
AUGAUUGCAGACAAAGUGUCAUCAAGUGCUAAGUGUGGUGAAUGCAUAGAACUAUCAAUUCUGGGAUAUUCAUUGAUAAUGCAGAAACGAGACGUAAUCCUUACUGCUGUCUUCUCAAGUCUCGCUGCUUUGAUAUUGGUAGCAGGCAUUAGCGCUGCUUGCUACUUCUUUCAUAAAAGAAGGCGCAAGCGGGACGAGGAAGAAGAAGAUUCCCAAGAAGUUACUUGCCGAAAGAUGGAGGAAGGACAAGAGAAGAAAUCCAGGAUUAAUGGAUUCUUGACGCUCAAGACACCACUGAUUUCGACAAAGACUUUAGGGGACACUUUAGAGGUUCAUCACAAUCCAGAUUUCGAAAUAAAUAGUUACCCACAAGUGGAUAUUAACGAAGAAGGUGUUGAACGAAAAGACAGACGGGACCAUCUUAUUUUACGAUCUUCACUACAAUUGGUAUCGUACUCUAGCAGUGAAGAUUUUUCUUACGAUGAUUCAAUUACUUAUUAUCUGCAACAUGGAAGAAAUGGGUCGAUUACAGAUUUAGCUUUAAUUACAGAUUUAGAUGAAAGGUCACUAAAAGACACUACUGCGAAAGCUCCUAUUCGGUUAGGAUUAAUACCAGAAGAAACUCAUUUGUGGUACCAAAACUUACCCAUUUCUACUACAGAUACAAUCGAAAGACGUCCAAAACCGGAUGUGUAUGAAGAUUCUACAGAUGAAUAA